AUCUUGGUGGUGUGUUUCAUAGUUAAUAGAUCUUGGACGAAUAAAUUAUGUAAAGAACAAACAAACAAAUCCUUAAGCAAUCUAUAAAAAAUUUAAAUUUUCUCGAGAAAACCUUUCCUUAUAUAACCCCUUCUCUUCCUUUCCUUUUUCCAACACCAAACACUCAAAAAUCUCCCAAUUUCCCAACCAACAAACCCAAUUUUACAAGCAAUUCCCAUCAUUUUCAUGGCUUCCAGAGGGCUCCAGAUGACUCUAGUCCUGGUCCUGGCGGCCAUGUUUUGGGGUGGAGUCAUGGCUCAGUCAAACUCAAACUGCAACGAUGUGCUCACAAGCAUGGCGCCUUGCCUCAACUUCCUUACGGGAAACUCAUCGACCCCUUCAAAUUCUUGCUGCUCUCAGCUCGGAGCCGUCGCGAAAUCUUCCCCGGAUUGCCUUUGCGCUGCUCUCAACGGCAGUGUUCCUUCAAUGGGGAUCAAUAUUAACCGAACCAUUGCUCUUUCCCUUCCUGAUGCCUGUCAAGUUCAAACUUCUUCAAUUGACCAGUGUAAACAAGCCAUUACUCCCGCAGCUUCACCUCCAGGUUCUCCAUCAACGACAAGCCCUUCUUCAGGUUCUGCAAAUACAACUACGCCGCCGGCCUCAGGAUCGACGUCUACAUCAACAACACAAGAUUCAUCUGAUGGAGGCAUCAGAAGAACACCUAUUCAUUUUGUUCUCUUCCUUCUCUUCGUCGCAUCGUGUGCUUCAACAAUCGCUAAAUUCUGAGUCUUCUUCUGAGAUUUUUUUAGUCUGUUGUAGUAUUAUUGACAAAUAACAAUAUUCUUUUCCAGUUUCCGUUUGAGGAUGAUGCUCAUUGUUGAUUAGAGAAGUGUGGUUUUUGUAUUAUUAUUUAUCGGGGUUGUUUAAUAAAAGAUCAAUGACUAUUGGCU
Molecule: messenger RNA, 929 nt
Organism: Pistacia vera
Lineage: Eukaryota; Viridiplantae; Streptophyta; Magnoliopsida; Sapindales; Anacardiaceae
Product: non-specific lipid-transfer protein-like protein At2g13820
Exons: 3
Coding region: 226-765 (179 amino acids)
Biological process (GO): lipid transport
Molecular function (GO): lipid binding
Source: RefSeq, a predicted model, not a curated record